Fusarium verticillioides 7600 is the source of this 8501-nucleotide messenger RNA. RefSeq lists its product as hypothetical. Gene Ontology annotation, biological process: microtubule cytoskeleton organization; dynein-driven meiotic oscillatory nuclear movement; establishment of mitochondrion localization. The coding region runs from base 1959 to 7619 and encodes 1886 amino acids. The transcript is spliced from 3 exons. Gene Ontology annotation, molecular function: phospholipid binding; tubulin binding. Gene Ontology annotation, cellular component: cell cortex; mitochondrion. Lineage: Eukaryota; Fungi; Ascomycota; Sordariomycetes; Hypocreales; Nectriaceae. The record is from RefSeq and is a predicted model, not a curated record.
UGUUCCUUGUUCAAACCUCGUCAUUGAGUGAAGUUAGAUGGUAGACAGACCCGAAAAAAAGAAGAAAGAGCAGGAAUCAGAGUGCUCAGCUUCACUUCACCUCUCGCUUCACCCUGGGCCUGGCCUGAGCUAGCAGCUGUUCCCCCGUCGAUACUCCAUUCUCCUUACCUGACCGUAUCCUCAAAUACUUUACACAAAAGUAAUUCUAAUCCCUCUUCUCUUUCUUCGGCUACGACCUCUCUCUCUCUCUCUCUUUCUUUCUCCUCAUACUCGUAAUACUAACCCAACAGCAAAACCAAUCGAUACCGACGGGCGAUAGGCGAUAGCCCCGAAGGAAACGGAACGGAAACAAAGGGAAAACAGACGGCGCGUUCACUUGACCUCAGUCUUGGAUGCCCUCUACCAAUCACUCGGCAUCGUCGUCCCCCUUUCGAUACUGUCCUGUCUUUUAGGUCACCGUCACGGGGCCAUCCAUUCAUUCUUCUUUUUCUAAAGGACAAUCGACCCCGACGCGACUCUUUGAUAGAACUUGCUCCUCAGCAGUUCUUGUCUUGUCUUGUCUUGCUCUUCAGUUCUUCACUGUGACGGACGGACAUCUCAAUCGCUAGUGCAUCUGCAUAAUUCCUUUUCCUACUGCAUCGUAUUUCAGCCAACCUCGGACCCUUUUUCAAGGGCGACAUCCCAAUUCCUAGCGAAGAACCUCAAACGUCACCGGCCAGCCGCCCUUGAAAUCAGUCGAUCCACCCCAGUCCACUCUGGAAUCGAAAAGAGACUUUGUCGCCGGAGCAGACUCCACCUGAACGUCAGGUACCAGCGCGCACCAUAAUUAUCAACAUCGCUCGUUGUCGCGCGCGCUCUCUCUCUCGAGUCUGGACUCAUCAUCUUUUUUCGUCGUCCUUUUCUCAUUCGCCUCAAAUCCCAACAAACGCCCACGUCACUGCUGGAAAACUCUGUCUGCGCCUCCUUUGUCGCCUUUGGCUUGGUUGCAUUGGUGACAGAGCGCCCCUUGAGCAGUAACGAGCGUUUUUGGCCGUUGGAGAUUCUUCGAGUUGCCAAUUCCACUCGGGAAUGAGCAAUAAGAUCGCUGUCGCAUAAGUCGUCGAGAAAACAUUCCAGGAACCAGCACCAGAAGCUCUCUAAAUACCACAACUGCCUUGGUCUGCCUCUGCCAGAGGUGCGACGCUUGAACCAGAGUCAAAAGGGGUAAAUUCCCACUAAUUACUGGUCUCGGUCUCGGUACAACCCACUGUGUGUGUCGUGCAGUCUGCCUGUGCUUUUGCUCUGUUUUGCUUGUGCGUUGUGCGCUUGUGUGCUUUGCGGUACCUGACUAAGGAGAAUCGCUGGCGCCCAUUCGCCAUUCGACCAGUGUGUCAAUAAUUAGACACACUCUCACCCGCAAAUCUGGGCAUUUCCAAUCGUAUUUUCUCUCGACGACCGACCGACAUUUCGAGGUUCCUCACGUUUGCGCUGCAUUACACUCAUUCUUUGAACUCUCUUUACUGCUGAAAGCUCCUUUUGUUUUUGUUACGUUCCUAAUCGCCUUUCACUUUCACUUGCACUACUUUCUUCCAUAAUACUUCUUUUGUUUUUCUGUGGGAAUUGCCUUUAUUUUUUUUUUUCUCGCAGCCGGGUCUGCUCUCUUACAGCACAGCACCUUAGCUCCAAUCUUACGCACUCUCCCUGCAGGUGGCAUUGCUGCAAUCUGACUGGUGUGCCUAAUCUAUUACGGUACCGGUACUUUAACAGGUGCUGUACCCCGUCUUUUAACAACAAACACGAUCCAGCUUCAUUUAGCCAGCACAACACGUUCGAAACUCUCAACACACCACAAACACAGAGCCAUCACCCCUGCGACGGGCCUGUUACGUCGUCCGUCUGCGUAUCUUGAUGGUUUCAAGGCGUGAUUGAGGAAGUUUCCCUUGCCCUCUUCGGAAGAGGGCCACUUUUGCUCUGCAAUCAUGGCUUCUUCACUGUCUUCCGACAAGCCAAGCUUGCCCGCUCCCGGCGCAGCGCAAUACGACCCUUUUAUCACAACAACACCGCCCGCGCCCGCGCCCGUGCCGGCUCAGCACCGAUAUUCGAACUACGAUCAUGAUUUUUUCGUGACUGGCCCUGCUUCCCCAGAAUCCGCGAAGCGAGCGCUCGCUGCUCAUCUGCAGGAGACCGAGCGUCGCCUUGAGGAGGCCGGAAAACUGGGUAAUGCCUUGGUUCUCCAGCGCAAGCAACUCACCGAGCAACUUAAGGAGAUUGAGAAGGUGAACAACGAGGAGGAACUGUCCCAGGAGCUUCGUGAGCGAAUGGUUGGCAUUGAGAAGGAGUUUAACACAUUGACUCGAGAGUCCGCCCGGAACUUAUUGCCCAAGCAAAGAGUUCCCAGCAAUGAAGUCAACCCCAAUUCACCUUUCGCGCCCGAGAACAAGGGCGGUAGACGAUCUGUCAGCCCUUCCAAGUUCGAGAGCCAAGCAACAGGGUCGCCUACGAAGUUGACUGUGCCUAAUCGCAAGAUUCGCAACCAGCCCUCAAACCGAGUUCACGAUAUCGAGUUCGCCGCCGAAAUUAGUACUUCUCUCAUCGCGCAAGUUCGCAAUCUUCAAGGCGUGCUCGCCGAGCGAGACGAGGAGAAUAAGGAUCUCAAAGCCGAAAAGGCACGACUCGAGCUUGAAGCAGAGGGGUUUCAGCAACGCUUCAAAUCCCUUGAUGAGAGCGAGAAUCGAUACAAGGAGGAGAACUGGAAUCUUGAGACCAAGUUGCAAGAGCUCACUGCUCAACACAAGGAAGCUUUGGAUCGUGAGAAGAAACUCACUCAGUCUCUUAAUGUCAUAAAGACGGAAAAAGUGACUAUUCAGCGAGAACUUGAUGAGGUCAAGGUGCACCACGCACGAUUAAUUGACCAACAUGCUGCUGCCGUUAAGCAACACGAUAUUGAGCUUGGUACUGUCAAGCGCAAUAUUGCCAUGGCAGAGGGCGAGCGUGCUGCUAUGCAACGCCGAAUCGAUGACCUUACUGGACAGAACCAAGAGCUCGCCAGGGCCUUCGCAUCUCAGCGACGUACCGUCACAGAACUGGAGCCCAGCAUCCGUGCCAGUGACGACGAUCUCGAAUCAUCCGCCGACCAUCUCACUCCCGACCAUUCGCCGCCAGUAUCCCCUAUCAAGGGCACUCCCCGCCAUGCCAUGCUUGAGACCGAGACUAUGAAGUCAUCUCUCUCCCAUGCUCAGCGAACCAUCCAGAGUCAACGAGGUCUGCUCCACCGUGAGAAGACCGAAAAGCUUGAGCUUCGACGUAUUAUUCAGGAUCUUCGCGAUGAUCUCGAGAAAGCACGAAGCGAUGCGGGUGAACACAAGCCCCACCGAAAGUCUCGUGUCAAGGAGUCUAAGGAAUUCAAGAAGCCUCCUCGUCUGCUUGGAUCGUUCCGCUCCAGCAGACAAGAGGUUAUCACUGACGACGGCGAGUGGGAAGACCAGAAUGAUGUUUCUCCUCGCGCCUCGGUCUCGCCAAUGAUCUCCAGGUCUUCUCUCAGCAAUAGCACCCAGACUAUUCUCCCUAGUAUUGAGACCUCUCACCCAACGGAUACUGAGCAGUUCGAAACCGCUAAUGAAGGUGGCGAGUCUGCAUUUGAGACCGCCAACGAGCGUGGUACCGAGACUGAGGACUUCCAAACCGGGGCCGAGGAAAUGUCAGGUAGUGAUGAUACUGAGACUGAGGGUACGACCCGAGGCUUCGGUAGCAUGAAGAAUGCUCCACGACUUCCCGCCGGCUUCACUCGCCAUGCAAGCAGCAACUCACUGCAUAGCACUGCAUCGACUUCUGGCGACGAGGACGACUACUCAUACACCAAGACGCCAACUGGCACCAUUGGUUCCCAGAGAAGCAGCCGUUUCCGUAUGAGCCGUAGCAUUUUCAAUCGCUCCAGACAAGUCAGCGAGGAGCCUACCUUCCAGAGCAGCCCCGUCAGCUUUGCCAGCAGUCGAGAGGGAACACCCCAGACCGGCGGACAGAGCCUGUUUGCCGAGCUGCAAGAUUUCGGCGGUAGUGACGACGAUUCAGCCGGUCCUGGUACACCCAGUCGCAUGCGCGCUCGUUCUAUGACUCCUGGUUCUAUUCGCCGGGGAUCAUCACCACGGCCUGCGGUACCCCCCAUGCCUAAGGUUAUCAUGGUUGACAGUGGUAUGAUGACUGAGCCUGUUAGGAUCGUUCCCCGACUUUCUGGCCUCGGAACGUCGCAGAUGUCUACCACUGGUGUCAUGACGGAUGAUGGAGAUGAACACUUCGCUGAGUCGCCUGUUAGUGUUGUGGCAGCGAUCCGACGUGCUUCUAUGCAUUCUUCGAUUGGACCAUCUGGCGAUCGUGAUCGCCGUAUCCCCUCUUGGGCAUAUGACAGUCUCGCUGACUCUAGGCCAAUUUCUAUGGUCUACAGUGACGCUGGUGCUCAGCAUGACCCCGAUAUGGAGAAGAACUUGGCUCUGUUCCCAGCUCCUCCAUCUAUGCUACCCAUCCUGCCUCCCAACUUGACUAUGUCCUCGAUCGCAUCUGAGGAGGUUGAGCCCGUUUUGGAGCCUGAAGUUGUUCCAACUCCUCCAGCAUUGACUUUCACAGCUCUUUCUAACCAGAGCGUUGAGCCUGUGUCUGAGCCAGGUAGCCCUGUUCCCGACCUGACAAUGACCUCGAUCAUUUCUCAAGAGCUUGAGCCUCGCGCUGAGCCUGUCGUCCUGCCUCCAGCUCUCAGCUUGUCUGGCAUUGUGGCUCAUAGCCUCGAGCCCAAGGCCGAGCCUGAGGUGCCUCUGCCUGAUCUGUCCAUGGCUGCUAUUGUCACUGAACAGGUUGAGCCUAUCGUAGAGCCUGAGAUUCCAGCUCCAGCCCUGAGCCUCUCCUCCAUCUCAACUGAGAUUGUUGAUCCGAUUGCCGAACCACCUGUGGAGCCUGUCAUGUUCAUGCCACCACCUCCGGUUCUGUCCAUGUCCUCAAUUAUUGGCGAGCACGUUAAGCCUAUCGCCCACAAGAACCCCGAGCUUAGCAUCUCUAACAUUAGAGGAGAGAACAUUGAGCCCAUUACUGAGCCCGCUGUUCCCGCUCCUGAGCUUCUUAUGUCCACCAUUCGAAGCGAGCAUGUUGCGCCAGUUGCGGAGCCUGAGCCCGAGGCUGUUAUCCCGGUUGUUGUCGCUCCUUCUCUGCCUCCCGCUCCCGCUCUGAGUUUCUCUGCUAUCCAAGGAGAAAAUGUCGAACCUGUCGCUAGCGAGGCACCCGAGCUUGCAAUGUCUAACAUUGUGGGUGAAGCAGUCGAGCCUGUCGCUGAGCCAGCACCAGUGCCUGUCAUCCCUGAACUCACCAUCUCAACCAUUCAUGGUGAACAGGUCGAGCCAGUUAUCGAGUCGGCUCCUGAGCUGUCUAUCUCUACGAUCCAGCAAGAAUAUGUUGAGCCCACGGAUCUCCCUGCCCCUGAUCUGGCUCUGUCUUCCAUUGCUGUUCAGUCCGUCGAGCCCAUCAGCGAGCCAGAAAAGGUAGUUCUCAAGCCAUCUCUGAAUCUGUCAUCUAUCUAUACCGAGGCUUGUGAGCCUCGUGAGGAGCUUCCUCCCACCCCCACUACUCUCGUGUUUUCUGGUCUGUCUACACAGAAUGUCGAGCCUGUGUCUGAGCCGGCCCCAUCGCUGACUUGGUCUGGUAUCACCUCUGAGAACGUCAAGCCUGUUCUUGAGCCUCUUUCUCUGCCUCCUACUCUCGUAAUGUCCGAAAUCGCGACUGAAAGUGUCGAGCCUGUCAGCCCUGUCUACAAGACACCUACGUUACCUGCUUUUGCAUUCUCUAACAUCGAGUCUGUUGAAACCUUCCCCGUCUCUCCUCGAACCCCCAAGAGAGAUGGAUUCAUUCUGCCACGUGACAUGAAGUCACCUUUCAUAGAGCAGGAUGUCCCCAGAACACCUGAGAACCAGCGUGGCAUUGAUCAAGGGUCAUCACCUCUCAUGGUUGACGAUGAGAACGGCCAAUCUCCUAGUGAUACUCCUGAGCCUGCCACUCCGGACUCGGAGCGGCCUUACGACAAGCCUGUAGUUAUUAUGAACGACCAGGGUGCGCAGACAUCUCUCACCGCUGAUGUCAUUGACGCCAUGUUCAAGGCUCGUGCUCAGUCUGCCUUCAGCCACCAGAAGAGCCUGUCGAUGGCCAGUAUUCGAACUCCUGGAACCACUGGCACAUCUGGAACGGUCCGCAUUCGCCGAUCACAGGAGAUGUUCGAGACUCCAAGCCAGCACGAGCGUGACACUGAUGAUGUCUUCAACACCAGCCCCAUCCGUCGCCCUGGAAGCUCCAGAAGUGGCAGGGCAUCCAUCCAAGAUGCUCCUCCUCUGCCUGCGAACCACCGCCAAGCCAUCGAGGCUGCACGAUCCAACUCCUCUCACGGCCCUCAGAACAACAUGGGACCACCUCUCUGGCCUGCUUCAGCGCUUAAGCAAAGGCCAACGACCCCAGGAAACGCGGCUGCCUCACCAGCGUCCACUGCUCGCGCCACGCCUACCCAGCGUACUGUCCGAAACCCUGUCAGCUACGGUGAGCUCGGAAGACAAUCGCCAUCGAAGCAUACAGCGGCAUCUAGGAAGUCCUCUGUAUCCUCGUUCGCCUCAGAGCUUGAUACUCGAUUUAACAUGCGCCCUGGCGAGAUGGGCAUGGAUCCUUCCGGCUUCGGACCCAACACUGAUCCCCGCAUGAUCCAGGCUAUCACCCAGACCAUGAUUGGUGAGUAUCUGUGGAAGUACACUCGCAAGACAGGCCGUGGAGAGAUGUCGGAGAACCGACAUCGCCGCUACUUCUGGGUUCACCCUUACACCAGGACUCUUUACUGGAGCGACCGAGACCCUUCAACUGCUGGUCGCACUGAGCUCAAGGCCAAGAGUGUUCCUAUCGAGGCUGUGCGUGUCGUUACUGACGAUAACCCCAGUCCUCCUGGACUCCAUCGCAAGAGCUUGGUCAUCAUCUCUCCUGGACGAACCAUCAAGUUCACUUGCGCAACCGGACAACGACACGAGACCUGGUUCAACUCUCUUUCGUACCUGCUUCUCCGCACCAACAAUGAACAAGCUAAUGUCGAGGACAUGGCGGAGAACUUCACUCGAGAGGAUGUUGAUGAAUUCAACCCCCACUUUGGACAGCGCGCGGCUAACGGGACACGACCUGGAGCACCCCCCUCUCUGUCGUCUUAUAACUCUCGAACAACCCGUAAUGAGUCGCCUGCAGUUGGUAUGUCUAUGAACAUUCCAACUCUGACACCCAAGGCUCAGCCACAGCGCCCCGCUGGAACACUGAGCAAAUUGAGUGGUUAUUGGAAGGGAAGCCAGCUGUCUGGCACUCUCACAAGUCGCCGCGGCCGUGACAGUGCCCACAACGUUAACAUUUAUGAAGCCAGCGAGGCCCAUGACAGUGCCGAGGAUGUGAGGGAGAUCAUCGAGCGGCAGGAUAGGGAAGCUGACCGUCUCGAGAAUGUCCGAGCAUGCUGCGAUGGCAAACAUGAUGUCGGAACUCUCCACCAUUUCUCCAAGCGAGGCCGUCAUGGCAACAGCACUCACACGCACUCUCACCCAGGACUUACACACUCUCAUACUACUAUGUCUUCUCUACGCUCUCGAGUUUAAGCACAUGCGGACUCAUUCACCUACACAUUUAUUCCAUUACCUGUAGAACACCAUUUCGAGCAAUACACUGUUGUAUGGCGAACACCAACUGUUACGAUCGACAUCCUUCACGGACUUUCACGAGACUUAUGAUUUUCUUGACUUUUCUGCUGCGCGCCCUUGACAAUGAACCCAAGAGCACUGCGACCAAAAGACUAUAAUCACUUCACUACAGCCAAACACCGGCUACGACCUGUCAAACCUUUCCUACUUUGUCUCUGUUUCUUAUAAUACUGUAUGCAACCACCAUUGCAGCCGACCAUUCAACCUACCACAAUUAGAUCUGCCGAUCGAGUCUAGUAUCGACGGAGACUGAAAAACACCAAAAAACAUCAACGCACCACACCACACCACACUGCAUUUUAGCCAACACAUUAUUUGUUUGAGCAGACCUCUCUCAAUCGGAUCAGCGCAUGGAAAGCCGGGAACGGACCUACAGGAGUUUUUGUCUUGUUUACUAUCCAGGUGUUGUCUAGUAUAGCGCAGCUCACCUGAGAAGUAUUGAUUCAUGUAAUGUUCUCGAGGCUGUGGUCAAAAGAGAAGAAGGAGCUUGCGUAUAGACGCGAUGUGCUUGGAGAGUUUCUAGGCGAGGGGUAUUGAUGACUGAAUGAAAUUUUCGUAUUAGACUGAUUGAUUGAUGUUGGCGUUGUGAGGUCUCGAUGUCUACUUUAUUACUGUUCAUUUCGACUCGUAACGACUUUUGAAAGCAAGUGAUUCGUUUAAUGGUUCCAGACAGCCCAACAUUAUCUUUUAAGCCAUGAAAUGUUGAGUUUACGGGCUGUUUGCGCUUGUUAACCGAGGCGGAGGACAGAUUUCACUUGACAGUGGUCAUAUAGCCUCCAC